AUGAACAACCCACAAGGGAUUCAGGAUUUAUGUGAUUUACUUAAAGAACAUUCCAGUAAAUAUGUUUCAAAAGUUCAAGCUGUUUGUGCUAUAAAAUCGAGAGGUUUUCUUUUCGGUCCUUUGAUUGCAUUACAAUUGCAAGUCCCCUUUAUACCUAUUCGUAAAAAGGGUAAACUACCUGGCGAGGUCAUUGAAUUAUCAUUUGACAUGGAAUAUGGUUCAGCAACUUUAGAAAUUCAAAAAAAUAGCAUACCUCCAGGUUCAAAUGUUUUAAUUGUGGAUGAUUUACUAGCAACUGGAUCAACUCUUGAAGCUGGAUGUAUGCUUAUAAAAAAUUUAGGUGCCAAUGUUUAUCAUUGUGUAGUUAUUAUCGAAUUAGAAGAAUUUAAUGGUAAAAGCAAAGUGCCAUGUCCAGUACAUUCUUUUAUUAAAUUAUAA
Molecule: messenger RNA, 438 nt
Organism: Pediculus humanus corporis (human body louse)
Lineage: Eukaryota; Metazoa; Arthropoda; Insecta; Psocodea; Pediculidae
Product: adenine phosphoribosyltransferase, putative
Exons: 3
Coding region: 1-438 (145 amino acids)
Biological process (GO): AMP salvage; adenine salvage
Cellular component (GO): cytoplasm
Molecular function (GO): adenine phosphoribosyltransferase activity; adenine binding; AMP binding
Source: RefSeq, a predicted model, not a curated record